UAGACAAAGCUCCUCCCUCCAUAUCCCCAGUCCUUUCUCAACACCUUCUGUCACACCUAGUGGUGGCUGCUCUCCAAACAACCACUUUUCACGAGACUGGAGGCCUGCUCCAAACACGAGGCACUCCACUGAUGGAGACAAGUUUGCAAAUGCUUCCAAGACUAUGUCAAGUUUGAGGUAGGCAGUGAGGACUGAUGCUAUUUCUGCCCUGGACAGCUGCUUGCCUUCUGCCUUACAGUACUCAGCUGUGACUAAUAGAAGAAAACUUUGCAUUGGUACAGCAGUGGAAGCUUGAGGCAAGACACCCAGUCCACUUGUAAGAGGAUGAUGCCAUUAAGAAGUGCAGACUCUUCAACAGCUUCUAGUAACUAGCAGAAUGAAUCUUAACUACAUCAUCACCUGUUUACUACGACUCUUGCAUGUGAUUUAAAUUAAUUUAUUGAGAGAAACCUUCAUAAAGGGCUAAAUAAACAAGGUCUACAUAUACAAAAAUUUCUUCUGCUGCAUUUGAGACACAGCUGAACUUAUCUGUCUGGAAAUCUGAAGACUUUUAUAGCAAAACCUCCAGUGUCAAAAUGAACACAGAUAGCGGUGGGUGUGCUCGCAAACGUGCUGCAAUGUCUGUCACAUUAACAGCUGUGAAGAGGGUUCAGAGUUCUCCAAACCUAUUGGCCUCAGGGUCUGAUUCUCAGUCUCCAGAUUCAGCUUGGCGAUCUUACAAUAAUGGCAGUAGAGAGACACUGAAUGGAGACGCUAGCAGUUCAUCUCUUUCAGCAAAAGGUUUUAGGAGCGUGCGGCCAAAUCUACAGGAUAAAAAAUCACCAACUCAGGCACCUCUGCCACCUCCUAGAAAAGAAAGCUUUCGGAAAGGAAGAGUAACUAAUCACGAGAACGAAAUUAAUCUCCAGGCAGUAACUGCUGGUCCAGCUAAACACCUCCCCACAGAUACUGCCUAUUACUCUUGCGAGACGUCUGUUCAGGAGACAAUGUCUUCUGAGAUAUCUAACACAAGUGUGUCCUAUGCACAAAAAAUCAUUAAACCACUGACCUCAGUCUCCAGUGCAGACAAAAGCACAGUAGCUGGCAUUAGUGCUACUCUCCAUCAAGGCCAAAGGCAACAGUCUCAAAAACGUAAGAUAUCUACCCUGAAAUUAACCCGGACACGUGACCCGGCAAGUAGCAUUCCUUGUAAUGCACAGCAACAGCUCAAGCCUGUUGAAGAGCCAGUAUUUUCACAAAGGCCUAUCUCACCUGCCUGUACCCCCAUGCCUGAGAUACACACAGCAUCUCUUUCCGUUCAAAUAGUUCCCACCCCUGACAAUAAAGCAGAGCCUGAAAUCCAAGAUCAUCCACCUAGUAUUUCUCCAGACACUUCAAAGAUGUCUUCAAAGGAUUUGGGACAAAAGUCUACAGUUCUUCCUUCUUCACAGGCUGCAGAAUGCCAUGUGCUUGGAAACCAGAAAGUAACUGCCCCUGUGAUGGAGGCUCAGAUCACAGUGAAUGGGAAUUCUGGCACUGCUGCCAGCCCAGUGAGUCACUUUCAAAGGCCUUUUUCCCCUUCUUCAGCUUACCCUCCACCAGCUUCACUCAAUUCCAACAUUGUUAUCAUGCAGCAUGGCAGGAUGAUGGAGUCCACAGAGACAUACUCACAGCAUGUUCAGAAUGUUGGCAGCACCACCACCACCAGUACAAUACCAAUCUGUAGAUCCUCAGAAGAAGAAAAAAAAAUUACAGUAAUUAAAGCUCCACAUUAUGCAGGGAUUGGCCCGGUAGAUGAAUCUGGAAUCCCUACAGCAAUUAGAACGACAGUUGACAGGCCAAAGGAUUGGUACAAGACAAUGUUCAAGCAAAUCCAUAUGGUUCAUAAGCCUGAUGACGACACAGACUUGUAUAAUACUGCAUAUGCAUACAAUACUGGUAGCUACAGUCCAUCCUUCUCUGCUCAGGCACACCCAGCUGCAAAGACACAGACGUACAGACCACUGUCCAAAAGCGCUUCUGACAGUGGCUCUGAUGCCUUUAAGGUCUCGUCCCCUUUGCCACCCCAUGUGCCACCACCGGUACCACCACAUCGUAUGCGCCAACGGUCUACACCAGAAAAGAAUGACUGGGAUCCUCCUGACAGAAAGGUAGAUACUCGCAAGUUCCGUUCUGAACCAAGAAGUAUUUUUGAAUAUGAGCCGGGAAAGUCAUCAAUCCUUGAACACGAAAGACCGACUGAUCGCAUAAACCCAGAUGACAUAGAUUUAGAAAACGAACCCUGGUAUAAGUUCUUUUCAGAGCUGGAGUUUGGACGUCCGCCACCUAAAAAGCUUUUGGACUAUGUUCAAGACAGUUCAACUGGUGUUUCCUAUGAGGCUUCCUUGUAUCAUCACUAUUCAACAGACAGAGGCCUGGACAGGCCCUCCAGUUCUGCAAGCACUGCGAGUGACUACAGAAAGCGAAGGAAGUCAGAACCUACUGUAAGUCAUCAGAGGGCACACAGUGAUCAGAACGCCAACAGACCUAACCUGGGCCGUACAGACACACAGGGCCCAUCUACCACCCUUAGGAAGCCUUUAACUAGCUCAUCUCCUUCUUCUCCAUCAAGAGCAAAAGGUGGGGAUAUUAGCAAAGUAUAUCCAUCCCUUUUAAGUUACUCGGUGCACAACCACAACACCUCAAAUGAAUUAGAUUACUGUAGCACUUACAGACAACAUUUAGCUGUUCCAAAUGAUUCAAGAAGGGCAACCAGCUACAAAAAUGGCUGGCAAAUGACUCGCCAAAAUGCAGAAGUCUGGAGUAGCACAGAGGAAACCGCUUCUCCAAAGAGGAAAUCUCGUAGCUGUGACGACCUCUUAACAGAUGAUCACGAUAGCUAUCCCGAUGCACAGGCCAAGGCUGAAAGCAUGGGCUCUCUGUUAUGUGAGGAGGACUCCAAAGAAAUUUGCUCAAUGAACUGGAACUCCCCUUAUGUUGAGGGCCGUGGUAGUGGUAGGUCAAGAGUUCGUCACAGAUCUGCACACGAUGCUCCAGGUUUCCUGAAGAUGUACAAAAAGAUGCACCGCAUCAAUCGCAAGGACUUGAUGAAUUCUGAAGUGAUUUGUUCUGUCAAGUCCAGAAUACUGCAGUAUGAAAAAGAACAGCACAAAGGUAUUCUUCAAGGCUGGAGAGAGUCUUCUACUGAGGAGGUGCCCAGAGACAUGGUGCCAACCAGAAUAUCUGAAUUCGAAAAGUUAAUUCAGAAGUCAAAAUCAAUGCCGAACCUUGGUGAUGACAUGUUGUCAACUGUUACGUUAGAGCCUCCUAAAAAUGGCUUGUGUCCAAAGAGGCGAUUUUCUAUCGAAUCCCUGCUGGAAGAAGAAUCUCCAGUCAGGCAUCCCUCUCAGGUACAACGGAGCUACAAGUCUAAAACCCUGGUGCCAAUUCAUAUUGAAGUGACCAGUGAUGAGCCACAACGAUCACAUAUAGAUUUUUCAGACAGCGAUCAAGAUGGAGUGGUUUCUGAUCUCAGUGACUUUAUCCAGAUAGAGGGUUCAUCCUUUUGUAGUGAAAGUGACUUCGAUCACUUUUCCUUCACUUCAUCUGAAAGCUUUUAUGGAUCAGGCCAUCACCACCACCACCAUCACCACCACCACAGGCAUCUCAUCAGCUCCUGCAAAGGGCGAUGCCCAGCAUCCUACACCCGCUUCACCACCAUGCUAAAACAUGAAAGGGCUAAGCAAGAAACCACUGAGGAUCCAAGGAGACAGGAAGCAGAAUCUGGCCUGUCUAAGAUAGCAUUCCUCGUCAGUCCAGUGCCUUUCCGCAGGAAAAAAAGUGCAGCUCCUAAAAAACAAACUGAAAAGAAAAAAUGCAAGUCAUCUGUAUUUGAAGCACUAGAUUCUGCACUUAAAGACAUCUGUGACCAAAUUAAAGCUGAAAAAAGGCGGGGAAGCUUGCCCGACAACAGUAUAUUACACAGACUUAUUACUGAGCUGCUUCCAGACAUUCCAGAAAGGAAUUCAUCUCUUAAAGCUCUGAAAAAGAGUCCCACGCACCAGCCUUUUCAUCCACUGCCUCAAGAUGGUGCUAUCCAUUGUCCACUGUACCAGAAUGAUUGUGGAAGAUUACCUCUUAGUGCCUCUUUUCCAGACAUGGAUGCAACUAACAACAAUGAUAGUGCACUGUGUUUCCAAGUAGACCAGGAGUCUCCUGGAAGCUAUUCUUCUGCUUUCACUGAUGUGGGAAGAUGUACUCCAAGGGAGAGAAGAGGAACUACAGACAAAGAGAAACUGCCAGCUAGAGCUGUAUAUGACUUUAAGGCUCAAACUUCUAAAGAGCUGUCCUUUAAGAAAGGAGAUACUGUCUAUAUCCUCAGGAAAAUUGAUCAAAACUGGUAUGAGGGUGAGCACCAUGGAAGAGUUGGAAUAUUCCCAAUUUCUUAUGUUGAGAAACUUUCUCCCCCUGAAAAAGCACAGCCUGCCAGGCCACCUCCCCCUGCACAGAUUGGUGAGAUUGGGGAAGCUGUUGCCAAAUAUAAUUUCAGCGCAGACACAAAUGUGGAGUUAUCACUUAGAAAGGGAGACAGAGUAAUUCUUCUUAAGCGAGUUGAUCAAAACUGGUAUGAAGGUAAAAUACCAGGAACCAACAAACAAGGCAUCUUCCCUGUUUCCUAUGUAGAAGUCAUCAAAAAGAAUCCAUCAAAAAAUGUUGAUGACUAUCCUGACCCUCCAAUACCACAAAGUUAUUCUAGUGACAGAAUACAUCAUUUAAGUUCAACUAAGUUGUCUUCCCAAGCACUGACCCCACUUUCCAGACAACCUCCCUCGUCUUGGUCACACACUGAUCAAAAGAUUCUCCAGGCUGACUCUAGUGACUUGUUCUCAAGGACUGUUGGGCUUUCACCUUCAGGCAUGCGCAGCUUAACUCCUCCAUCAGUUCCAGACAGUUUUCUUUGUGACUUAGAAGAACUCAAUUCUUUGGCAUUAGCAGCCUCCCAAACUGUUGCAAUCUCCCCAGAUAACAGCAUUCACCAUGUUAAGGAUGGUCACUUUGUGCCAAAUACAGAGGUGUUUCUCAGCUUUCCUACAGCUCUUCCUCUGUCCUUUCUUGUAUCUCCCUCUGUCUCAUCUUCAGCCAGCUCAUCUCAUGACAAAGCAUAUAAGCAUGUCAGCAAAAAUACCAAGUUAGGAAAAGAUAAAAACUUAGAAGACAUAAUUGACCCUUUAGUUAUUGAAGAAUCUAGAGAUUUGUCAGAUACUACAGGAGAAGGUGAACGUGGUGCUAUCCAUAAUAUCCCUUCACCAUAUGAAGAAGGUUCCUUGUCCAGUGUGCUAGCUGCAAGUGCUGAAAAUGAAGAGGAAAUCUGUACUGCAGACCUGUCACUUAAUAGAGGGGAUCAGUCAGAACUUCAAGAAUCAGAUUUCUCUGAAGAAACACAAGACACAACAGAAGAACUGACUAGACUGUAUAUAGAUGAGGAUCUGGUAAAUGACUAUUUAGAAUUCCCAAUAGCAAGUGGAGAAGAUCCUGUGGAUUGUUAUGAAGGAUAUACUUCACCAGAUAUUGAUAAGGCACCUACUUCCCACUCGGUUCCUACAAUAUCCCUGUCUACUGCUUCCCUCUCACCUCCUCUCCUCUCUAAACCCUUACAUCAGCAGGAGAAAGACUCACUACAGUUAAAGGCUAAUUUAAAGAGGGAGAUAUUUGUUAUGGGUAAACCUCCUCGUAGCCCAGUGAUGACUACGAGAUCCUGCAGCUCUCCUGUCAGAGGUCACAGCUAUUCACACAGGCCACAGCGCCCUGUGCUUUCUCAUGAAAAUAUACACAGUGGGGGGGAACCGUUUCAGGCUCUAUAUAACUAUACUCCUAGGAACGAAGAUGAAUUGGAGCUCAGAGAGGGAGAUGUCAUUGAUGUGAUGGAAAAAUGUGAUGAUGGAUGGUUUGUGGGAACCUCAAGAAGAACCAAAUUCUUUGGUACUUUCCCUGGAAACUAUGUCAAGAGGCUGUGAAAUUUUUUUUUCUACUUAUUUAUGCUGCAUCUCUGCAACACAUCUGCAUAAAGCUGCUAGAAAACAUGCUACGCUGGCCUUCUGUUUUCUUGCUUGCAGUCUCAAAUAGAAGCCAUCUAGUUCAUCCUCAUCCCAUCCCACCCGCCAAACCGUUCCAGCAGUAUUACAGCAACGACCACAGUGUGAAUAACUAAGCUUUUCUGAGACAAGAGGAAUCAUUUCAGCAUUUAAAUACUCCCUGCUUUAAAGUCUUUUCAUGUGAAACACAAUAGGAGAAGCCUGAUGACAGGUACACAGAUGAGUUGCCAUGGGGGGUAGGGGGAAAGGGGGGAAAUUAUUCCUGGUUUGAACAUUUGUGGUACUACCAUGAAGUCUGGUGGGAUUUUUUUCAGCAUGCAUGUAAUACAGAGGAAAGUUGCUGUUUACUAUUUUUUAAAAAAUUGAUUUUACACAUUCUUAUUAGCUUGGCAGCAUUUGUUGCUUCCACAUUGCUGUGUCACGGGUUUGCCUAUUGUACUGGUUUACAAUGUAUGACAAACUAUAAUAUAGAUUUUUUUGCCUGCACUUGUAUGCUGUAACAAAUGCACAGUGAUUGUAAAAUCUCAAGGAAGCAAAGUGAAAAAUGGAAGAACUGCAAGUGUUCUGAAUGGGUGCAAUGGUAUUGGCUAAAUCUUUUGUCUUUUCCCUCAUGAAAAACUGUAGUGAACAUGUAGUUUUUUUCUGUUAAAAGGUAAGAAGUACAAAAGGCAGAAAGAUUUGGGAAAGAGGAUUUAAGGAAAAGCGAGACAAUGCUGUAAGCAUAGACAAUAAAAACCUGCUAUUGAUGUCUGAUAUUAAAUGGUUGUAAUCAAAAUGUUGUAAUAGUAAGCACCAUGAAGUAUAAGAGGUUAGUGUUUUUACUUAUCAGGAAAUUAAAGAAGCAGGAAGAUAAACAGUGUUAGUGCAAAGGGUUGUUGGGUUUUGGUUUUUUUUUCUUUCCUAACAUAGCCACCUGAAAAAUAUUCACAAGCAUCAUGUACUGAUUUAUUUCACUAUAUAUGUGUAUGUAUGUUAAUGAAACCCAAGUUACACAUUCUUUUUAGGAAUUUAGACAGAAAAAAGUCACAAGUAUUAAAACUGAUAUAUUUUAGAGGUGUUGGGUUUGGGUUUUUUGUGUGAAUGAACAAGUGUUUGAAACAUACAUUUUCCAUAAGCAAAGGUAAGCAUAAAUAGCAAAUGAAAUUAAGGCACAGAAUGAUAAUGACUAUGGCUUUAUAAAAAUAAAAAUUUGGAUUUGGUUUCUUUGGCACCUUACAGAUGGCAAAAGCUUCUGCUGCAUUUCUCAUGGGAAAAGGAUCAAAAUUAUCAAAAUGUAUGUAGUCUCUGUAGCAUUUUGUAUAUAAUUUUGCUUUUUUGUACAGAGCCAUUCGGUUGUUGAUUUUUAAAAGAUUAAGUUUCUUAUUUGCCCUCUUCACAUACAGAACAUUUCAAUGCGUUUUUCUUUUCUUGCUCUGUUUACCAUAAGCACAUCUGGAUAGUGCAAUUCUGUAAGAUAGCAUUUUAUGCAAAAUUUUAUUAAUUAAAAUAUGGUUUACCAGCCAAAUCUAAAUGUACAUAUGUCUUUAUUACUGAGAAAGGUCAUUAAGGCAAAGGUAAAGAAACAUCUUUGUGCAGCAUACCUUUAUUAUUGCAGAUUUCAUGGCAAAAGCUUUAUAUUCAAAGGCUUUCAAUUUUAAACUAGAUCUGCAUGCAGCUUUGCUGUGAGAUUAAUACUAUCUUUGAUGCCAUUUAUGAUUGAGGACUUAAAUAUCUGUUGCCUGUGAUAUUUAAAAAGUACUGUUUCUACUCUGUAUCUGAUUUUAGAAAAUGCAGGGUUUUCAUACCUGGCUUUCAGGUAACUGACUUUGAAUUCCUACAAGCAAAAGGUCUCUGUGGUUUUUUUUCCUGAAUAGACUUCUAAUAAAUUUUGCUUGGAGUACAAAA
This is a messenger RNA of Cyanistes caeruleus (blue tit), 7934 nucleotides long. The record is from RefSeq and is a predicted model, not a curated record. Lineage: Eukaryota; Metazoa; Chordata; Aves; Passeriformes; Paridae.